AUGGACGGAUCAGCAUUUUCCAUUGUCAAUCUGAUCGAUAAUAGCCAGAAAGCGAGUCAACAGUACAACUCAGACCCUCGCCAUACGGUUAAAUCGAGUCAACCAAACAACUUGACUGUAGCAAACAGGACUGACGAACUCACAAAACCUGCAGACCUCAAUAUCACUGCUAACGUUGGGUCACCGAGUUUCCCAAAUCCGAACAACGUACCUCCAAUCACAGCGGACGGUUUGUCGCAACACGAUGACCUCCUGAAUCGAUUGUACAAGGAAUACCGUGAUACAUUCUGGCGUACGUUACAAAUCAAACAUGAAGCACUGAUGAAUCAGGUCAGAUGCCAGUCAACUCCAAAGCAAAACGGCCUAGCAGACGCGUAUUUUAGACCUGCAUUCCCAGUGGAUUUCAGCGCUCCAUCGGAAGUGAGGGAUGACUGGUCGCCAAAUCAUCUGCUCCAUUCCACUGACCACUCAGAUGGUAAAAACAUGCAGAACAAUGGCUUUGGAGAGAAACCUUCCGCAACACUUAGCGAAAAUCAAAACAAGCCUCAGUCAAAGGGACUCGUAUUGGCUUCCUGCGUCCCAUCUCAACUGGUAUCUCCGAAUGACCUUUUUCGGAGCUGGCGGGAUCAAGCGUUGAUGCAAGCUCAGCCAGUCAAGACACAGCAUCCAUGCAACGACUCGCCUCUGUUUCAAUUCCUACCAGGGUCAAAGUGCUAUCCUGCUCUGUCAAGCCUGUCUCGGAAGAAGCGAACACGAGCGGCAUUUUCUCAUGCACAAGUGUUUGAGUUGGAACGUCGGUUUACCUACCAACGUUAUCUAUCAGCACCGGAAAGGGCCGAACUGGCAAGAUCACUAAGACUGUCUGAGACGCAGGCUCCCGAAUGUGCUACACCGGGCCGCCUCAUGUUUCAAUCGCUACAAUAUUCGAGAUAUCGCGAUACAUGUAUAUUCGUCAAAAUAUGGUUCCAGAACCGCCGCUAUAAGACGAAGAAACGCCAACUGAGUACUUCCUGCGAGGAACUUCCUGAGGAACUUGCACCUUAUUCCAGGUCAACUGCUUCACCAAACGGGUCCAAUGUAUCAAACAAAGAGGAGGUGGUGGAAACUCUACCGGAAUAUAACACGUCGAUUGUUCAGGAAAAGAUAGAUAGUGACCAUUUUGUUGCUGCUGGUCAUUCAAUGAACAAAAGUACAGAUGGCACCAAACUCCCGGGAUCAGAGACAACCAUGCCGUAUCAAUUGACCAAUUGUGCAUAUCUAAUACCUUCACUUGCUAACCCAACCUAUUGCACAAGCAGUGUACCAAGGGAGGCGGCAGUGAAACUUCCCCAUUCUUCUCAGCCGAACAGCAUGAGAUCCAGAAUUCAUAUGCUUUCCUUCGACCUCAAUGCAUUUCCCGACUUGUUACAAGCAUACCUCCGUUCAGCGCACUCACAAAAUGUUCCCACCGAUUUCACGCAGUAUCCCCCCGUCAAGAAGACUGUCUCUACAUUUAACGCCUAA
Opisthorchis viverrini is the source of this 1503-nucleotide messenger RNA. RefSeq lists its product as hypothetical. NCBI's taxonomy places the organism in Eukaryota, Metazoa, Platyhelminthes, Trematoda, Opisthorchiida, Opisthorchiidae. Gene Ontology annotation, biological process: regulation of transcription by RNA polymerase II; cell differentiation. Gene Ontology annotation, molecular function: DNA-binding transcription factor activity, RNA polymerase II-specific; RNA polymerase II cis-regulatory region sequence-specific DNA binding. Gene Ontology annotation, cellular component: nucleus. The record is from RefSeq and is a predicted model, not a curated record. Bases 1 to 1503 code for a protein of 500 amino acids. The transcript is spliced from 4 exons.